ACCAGUUUGGACUGUACUCUCUACUGCAACUCUCCAUCUGUUCCCCACCAGAUUUGCCCAUUGGCUGAUGAAAAAACAAACAAACCAAAAAAACAAAAACAAAUCAAGAAGCUUUUAUUUUGUGGAAUUUUGCCAGUGAUUGAGCUCAUCCAUGAACUGGGACACGGUGAAAGAACUCGUAGUAUAGUCGACGUCUUGCAACUCCUAUCUUUGACAUGUGUGCAUAGCCACAAUCAGCCAUUUGGCAACAGCUUGCACCGUAGGUGAAUUUUUCCCGCCUUCUUUUUUUUUUGUUCUCUUAAUUUUUUUGGGGUGCACAUUUUUUUUUUUUUUUUUUUUUUUACAUCAGCAAUGGCUGACAGUAAUGCAGAAUGCAAUAUCAAGGUGUUGUGUCGUUUUCGUCCACUUAACCGUUCGGAAACACUCCGUGGAGAUAAGUUUGUACCAAUAUUUCAAGGGGACGACACCGUCAUCCUUGGGGGGAGGUCCUACGUGUUCGACCAGGUGUUCCCCACCAACGCCACCCAGGAGCAGGUCUACAACACCUGUGCCAAGCAAAUUGUCAAAGAUGUUCUGGGUGGCUACAACGGCACCAUCUUUGCCUAUGGCCAGACUUCGUCUGGAAAGACACACACGAUGGAGGGAAAGCUCCACGACCCCCAAGGGAUGGGCAUCAUUCCCCGGAUUGCCGAAGACAUCUUCCAUUACAUAUUUGCCAUGGAGGAGAACCUCGAGUUCCACAUCAAGGUAUCCUACUUUGAGAUCUACAUGGAUAAAAUCCGUGACCUGCUGGACGUGACAAAAACCAACCUGUCCGUGCAUGAAGACAAACACAGAGUUCCUUACGUGAAGGGAUGCACAGAGCGCUUUGUCACAAGUCCCAACGAGGUGAUGGACGUGAUAGACGAGGGGAAGGUGAAUCGCCACGUCGCCGUCACCAACAUGAACGAGCACAGUUCCCGCAGUCACAGCAUCUUCCUGAUCAGCAUCAAACAGGAGAACGUAGAGACCGAGCUCCAGCUGAGCGGGAAGCUUUACCUGGUGGACCUGGCCGGGAGUGAAAAGGUCAGCAAGACGGGGGCAGAGGGAACUGUCCUGGAUGAAGCCAAGAACAUCAACAGGUCCUUGUCGGCCCUCGGCAACGUCAUCUCAGCUUUGGCCGAAGGAACGAAGCCUCAUGUGCCGUACCGUGACAGCAAAAUGACGCGCAUCUUACAGGACUCACUAGGGGGGAACUGUCGCACCACCAUGUUUAUCUGCUGCUCUCCCUCCAGCUACAAUGACACAGAGACCAGGUCCACGCUCAUGUUCGGCCAAAGGGCAAAGACCAUCCGAAACACUGUGACGGUGAACCUUGAGCUGACGGCCGAACAGUGGAAGAGGAAGUACGAAAAGGAGAAGGAGAAGAACAGGUUGCUGAAGGAGACCGUGCAGAGGCUGGAGGCUGAGCUUGGCUGCUGGAGGAAUGGCGAGAUUUCCACCAUGUUGGAUCAUGACGAUCAAAGGUCAGAGGAAGAAGAAGACUUUCUGCUACCGCCGCCACCUGACUGUGAGGAGCCGGCGCUCGAUAUCUGCAGCCCUUGCUCCUUCGCCUCCUCCAUCGUGGUGCAUAUCUCAGAGGAAGAGCGUCACAAGUACGAGGAGGAGAUCCGGAAGCUUUACAAACAGCUGGAUGACAAGGAUGCUGAGAUAGACUACCAGAGCCAGAUGGUGGAGAAGCUGAAGGAGCAGAUGCUGAAGCAAGAGGAGUUCCUGGCAUCUUCCAAGGGCGAUGGCGAGCGGGUGCAGUCGGAGCUCGGCAGGCUGCAGUCGGAGAACGAGUGCGUCAAGACGGAGGUGAAGGAGGUGCUCCAGGCCCUGGAGGAGCUGGCGGUCAACUACGACCAGAAGAGCCUUGAGGUGGAAGAGAAGAGCAUGCAGAACAAGCUGUUGGCUGAGGAGCUGGCCAAGAAAAUGGCUCGCCUCAUGGCGUUGGAGGUGGAGCUCUCUCGCCUUCAGGAGGCAAGCCGCCAGCAGAGAAAACGCAUUGCAGAGGUCCUCAAUGGGCUGAUGAGGGACCUAAGCGAGUUCAGCACCAUCGUGGGCAACAGGGACAUCAAACUGUCCAUUGAGUUCUCGGGCGUCAUCGAGGAGGAGUUCACGGUUGCCAGGCUCUACAUCAGCAAGCUUAAGUCGGAGGUGAAGUCCAUGGUGAAGCGCUGCCGCCAGCUGGAGAACCUUCAGGCUGAGUGUCACCGCAAGAUGGAGGAGACGGGCCGAGAAAUGUCCUCCUGCCACCUCCUCAUUGCCCAGCACGAGGCCAAGAUCUGCUCGCUCAGCGAGUACACACACAACAUGGAGAGGAAGAGGAGACAGUUGGAGGAAAGCUACGACUCUCUGGCAGACCAGCUGGACAAAGUCCGAGUUGGAGAGACCUUUUCACAGUUGGCCAGGAGGGAGGAUCACUCAGUCCAGGAACCCUGUGACAUCCAGAAGGUUCUGGAGCAGCAGAUGGAGUUGCACCGCGCGGCGCACACCAAGCAGCUGGGCCGUCUACGCGACAAGAUCAAUGAGCAGCAGCGGCUCAUCCACGACUUAACAGACUGCAACCAGAAACAAGAGCUGGAGCUGGACCAACUGCACGGAGACUUUGAGUGUCUCUUGAGCCGAGAGCAUCAAACGAGUCGACAGCUGGAGGAGCUGACAUUCCUCCACGAGCGACAUGAGCAGUCCAAGCAGGACCUGAAGGGACUUGAAGAGACGGUGGCUAGAGAGCUGCACACCCUACACAACCUGCGCAGGCUGUUUGUUCAAGACCUCACCACUCGAGUGAGAAAAAGUGCAGCGCUGGAGCCUGAUGAUGGUGGAGGAUACAUCACCCAGAAGCAGAAGAUUUCCUUUCUGGAGAACAACCUGGACCAGCUAACCAAAGUCCACAAGCAGCUGGUACGUGACAAUGCAGACCUGCGCUGUGAGCUUCCUAAACUGGAGAAACGGCUUCGGUCUACGGCAGAGCGAGUCAAGGCGCUGGAGGGGGCACUGAAGGAAGCCAAAGAGGGAGCCAUGAAGGAUCGACACCACUACCAGCGAGAGGUGGAGCGCAUCAAAGACGUGAUGCGCGUGCAAAAUCCUUUUCGCCGCCCUUACGCUGCACACAUAGCCAAGGCUGUGCGUCCUGGCCACCAGUCGCCCACUCAUGCCAUCUUCAUCCGAGGCCACAGCCAUCGCCCUGUCGCCCUGACAGAUGUUCCUCACAACGACUCGCAAGCUCCACUCGCUGCUGCUGAUGCCACGGCUACAGAGUCAGAGAGCGACCACGCCGCUGUUGAAACCAACCAGAACCCGCCUGCCAAGCGCUUGGACCAUCAGAACAACGCUCAGAACUUGCCUCCUGCAAGCCAAACAGACACUGCAGAGACGCUCGAUUCAGAAAAUGGGAACACCACAGACGUCAACGACAACCGCACGUGUUUGAACGUCAACGCCAUGUCCACCACUGACAUCUGUGACAACCGCAACCCAAGCAAACACAGCAGCUUUCAGGCCAACGCCAGCUAGUAGAAAGCCUGCAAGAUGAUCGGCCAUCUGGUAGCUCCAUCCUCACCUGCUGUCAACCCACCUUCAACUUCUUUGGUGCGACUUCCUGUCCCCUGCUGCUCCCUCUUCUUCUUUUUCUUCUGCUUCUGUCACUUCCUUCAUGGGUGACGUGGCGAGGACUGCGAAACAGAUGUAGAUGUGGAGGUGACCACUGCACACUGUUUGUCAAAGCCUAGUAUGUUGUUAUUGAUAUUCAUGUUGCAGGUUGACCCCAAAAAAAAAACAGAACCCAUAAAAAUGGCAUAAAUCCUACAAACCUUAAAGGCUUACUGAAAUGAGAUUGUCUUAUUUAAACGGGGAUAGCAGGUCCAUUCUAUGUGUCAUACUUGAUCAUUUUGCGAUAUUGCCAUAUUUUUGCUGAAAGGAUUUAGUAGAGAACAUCCACGAUAAAGUUCGCAAAUGGAGAAAAGCCCUGCCUCUACCGGAUGUCGCAGACGAUGACGUCACAUGUUGAGGGCUCCUCAUAUAUUCACAUUGAUUUUAAUGGGAGCCUCCAACAAACACAGCUAUUCAGACCGAGAAAACGACAAUUUCCCCAUUCAUUUGAGCGAGGAUGAAAUAUUUGUGUUCGAGGAUAUUGAUAGCGACGGACUAGAAAAAAAAAAAGUAAAAAAAAAAUAAAGCGAUUGCUAUCGUGCUGCAUUGAGACGGGUUCAUAUGUUUUUAGAGACAUUUACUAGGAUAAUUCUGGGAAAUCCCUAUCUUUCUAUUGUGUUGCUAGUGUUUUAGUGAGUUUAACAGUACCUGAUGGAUGGCACAAGCGGGAACCGAACCUGCAACCCUCAAGUUGCUGGCACGGCCACUCUACCAACCGAGCUAUGCCGCCCCACAAAACAGUUUGGAUAAUGAAGAUGAAGUCUAAUAAACAAGCUUUGUUCUUCUACAACACCACCUAGUGUUUCAGUACAACAGUUUGUCCAACAAAAUAAAAACAAGAGUUAUACCUCUCACAUCAAAUAAACAAUCUUUUGUCACAGUUAUUUGGUGUUGAACCCCAAGAUGCAGAGACGGAGGCAGGCAUAUAAUAUGAAGAUAUUAUUUAAUAUAAAUGAUAGAACAAGAACAAACAAAAAGCGUGGGCGGAAUAACAAACUAAGGGAGCUAGCACUGGAAGCUAGAAAACAAAAAAGAACUUUAGCAUGGAAGCUAGAGGAUAGCAAACAGAAAAACUGGGAAUAAUUAAUGGAUUUCCGCUACGACGACCAGGACAAAAUGUAGCACGACAGGUAAUAGCUGAAAAGAAUCAGAGACACGACAAGAGCAACAUAUGGUAACGACAAGUCCGAAUGACAAUACAAAACAAUGAUCCAGCACUGACUGGAGGAACAAAGCAGGUGAAAUAAGAGCUGGCCGAUUGACAUCAGGUGUGACCAGAUGCCAAUCAGCCGCAGCUGAGUGAAGACAGGACACAGGGAGACCAACAGGAAGCUGAACCAAAAUAAGAGCACUAGACAGGAACUAAGGACAGGAAAUACUAAACACAGAGGAAACAGACAAAUGCAGAGGAAAAAACUAAAACAUAGACAAACUGUCAGGGGAAAGCCUGACAUCUUUACAGCCUGCGUUAAAUUUGAUGAGAUGACAAAACAGUUUAGCCAGUACUGAUAUUUCAACACUGAUACAGUUUGCAGUUAAAUAAAGGAGUGAACAUACCAGUAGACAACGUUUUGGGACAACGUUCACGACACAUCGUCUGCUGCAAAACAUCAAAUAGUUUUCUCCUUCCCUGAGUACUUUCAGUAUGAGGACAAGUGUCUCCAAUAUUGUCCACACCUGUCUCCAUCUAAACACAGCAUUGUGCUCUUAAACGCACGGCUGGAAGCGAGAGAAAAUGAGGUUAAACCAAGCGCUUGGCUCUGUUUACUCCGAGGGGAAAUCUCCGCAGCAAAGUCCGUGUAGUUGGUCCGCCAUGAUUAUCAAGCCAAACACCGUGAGUGCGCAUGCGCCUGACUUCAUGUUGCCGAAAAUGCAAUAUUGAAAAUGCAUUAAUAAAAACUUAAACUGUAUUACUAUCGCAAAUUAUCAUUAUACUGUUUACUGUUACAUCCCAUUAACAAGUAAAAAGUCAAGGACGGUCGUGGAUCUUGCUGUAGUUGCCGCGGUAAAAUUCGAGCCCUGCAAUUAUUAUUAUUAUUAUUAUUAUUAUUAUUAUUAUUAUUAAUAAAUAUAAUUGCAAAGCAAACAUCCUGUUGGGGGAAUAUUUUGACUUUAAACUGAAUGAGCAAGGUGAGCUCAUCAACACGGAUAAAUGAGUCAUUAUGCCAGACUUACGAAAACACCCAACUCGGGACGGCUAACGUUCACAUUUAAACCAAUACAGCACCAGUUCCCGGGAAUCGAUACCGGUACACCGUGGUACCGAGUUUUAAGUGUGUUAAUAAAUAUUAGAGCUGUCAAUUUUCUUUUUUUUUUAAAUCAGAUCAAUGACAUGUUGGAUUAUUCAUCAUUAAUCACAGUUGAUACUUACCUGCAUAAUUCAAAUUUGCUUAAGAAAAGGCCCCAAUAUUUGUACACAACCGACAUGUUAUUGUCAGAAUGUGAUUCAGGAAUGUUUUUUUCCUUGGAUGCAUGUCAUGUAUUUGCACGAAACCUAGUAAAAGUUUGAUAUCAAGUCCUUUCAGGCUGUAUUUUGGAGUGAAAUUUGCCAGCGAGCGCACCUGUCUGAGUCUCCUCACUCAUGUUGUGGUGACCGUUAAGGUAAAAUAACUUGUACGGUCAAAAUCAUUUGCAUAGUUUAUCUAUUUGUGUAUAUGAUUACUGUGAUCCAUUUUUGUGAUUAAUCACAUGUGUUAACUUGUUUAUUUUGACAAGCCUAAUAAAUGUAAUUGUUGUUAUUGUAAACAUUUAAACAGGAGCUGCUCAUGAUAAAUGCUGUCCAGUUAUCUUAUUACAAUUACAGUUGCAAAUCCAAGACGUUAGCUGGCAGUAGUGUAUAGUUCAUGGUGUGUUGUUUUAGUUUUUGUUGUGCCCCAGAAAGUGUUAAUACUGAAAGUAUUGUACUUGCAGUGUUUGUACAUGUGUGCUUAAAAACCUUGAAAGGCUUGGAUUUUAAUGCUGUGCUUUCAUGGUUUGAAAAAUGCUUGAAUUUUGGGUGCAGUGCUCGGAAAAGCUUGGAAAUGUUCAUCAUAUUGCUUGGCAGUCUAACUCGAUAGGCUAAUUAUGAAAUGGAAAAAAAUAAAAUAUGUUUCCUUAAAAAUGAAAGCCACACGCUUGAUCUGUUGGCUUUGCACGAGCCCUUACAUUAGGUUUUUGUCAUGACAGAGCCGUAUAUAGAGGACGGUGGUGAUUCGGUCCGUCAUGCCGGGAGGUUGUCGUUUUAAUGAACAUUGGAUGGAAAAUGACGAAUACAAACUUUGGAUAAAAUGUGGCAUGUGUAGCCUGCUAAAAAGUAUGCAAAAAGGAAAUCAAUGGCAGAAUGGGCUCUCUCAAGUCAUAUGAAAGGUAAGCCACAGAGAUUACUAACCCUACAAGUUAACUAAUGUUAGCAAAAUUUUCGUUUUUUAACUCUUUGCUACAUGCUUAUCCUAAACUGUGAGAUCAGGGUUAGAUGACAUGUUAAUUACGGACAGUUAUUACCAGCUUUGAAAGGAAAAAAGCAUCAAUGAUAAAUUAUAAUGUUAAGAACUUCCCUAAACCAAAAAUGGAUUUCUUAUCAUCGCCACACUUGUAAGGCUAGAUGUGCUUAAUGAAAGGCGACUGAGGUGUUGGGAAACAAACACGAUAUUUUUAAUUUAUCAUCCUUAUAUAAAUGUGGAACAGUUUUUUUUAAUGAAUGAGUUAAAUUGACAUUUUGAGGGUGCGUAUAUUUAUAUUACAUAAUGCGAUUUACAUGCAUAAAUACGCUGCGAAUCAAUCCGUGAUGUUCUAUGUCAUUGAGAACAAGAAAUUUGGAAAAACAACACAAAUGGAGACACGUUUGCAAACACCAAUUACAUUGAAUAGUCACACUGGUUCAUUUUGCAUGCCCCAAUCAGUUAAUGAUAACUGCUGCUUCAAUGUUAGGCAUAGCUUUUAGCACAUUUUCACUAUUUGUCCUCCAGACAGCAUUUGGUGACCUCAAACAACAAGGCUAUGGAUUGAUUCACUCUGGUUUUCGCCUUUUGAAGGCUACUGGAAAAACUGGAAAAUUCAUCUUGAAAAUCCUUAAAAAGUGCUUGAAUGUGGCCAUGGAAAAGGUGUACAAACCCUGUAUUAUCACGCAGCAGCUGUUUGAUUGUAAUGUGCAUCUUUGUGAAAGUUUUCCCCCCAAAAAUGUGAAGGUGUUUAAAUUGCCAUGUAAAAUCGCCAAUGCUACUCAGUAGCUUGUCGAUAGCAAAGCCAAUUUAUCUUAGCAUCAAACUAGCGUAUUUUUGAAAAAGUAGAACUUUACUUAACUUACAUCUGAGUGUUUGUUUUUUUUUGAGUCAGUUUAUUUGUUGCCAUUGAAAAUUGCAACGUUACCUAUUGUAGAGGCAGUUUUGCUCAGUGCUGCUGGAGUGAUCGCCAAGUGCCAAAGUGCAAAGAGCAAAUCGGCACUGUUAUAUUUUAUGUGAAUUAGUACCGGUAGGAUCGGCGGGAUCGGUCGGUGCUAAAAAAGUGUCGGAUUUGGUCCUCAUCCCUACACCCUACCCAAUUUUGCCAACUGAGGAAAACACUGCACUGAAUUCUUGAUUUUCAUUGUUUGUUAACUUAUUUAUUUAGGAUAAUAAAGUUAAUCACCUGCCAAUUAUAUUGGGAAAAGAUACUGAUGAAUAAUAAGUCAAUUGCAUUUUAAAGAAUUACUUGCUUUAUUAAUAUCAUAUUUUAUGAUUACAAUAGGGUUCAAAUUUGUGUAAAAAGUGAAAAUGCCAACAAAAACAUUGUUUAUCGACAAUAUAUCGUCCAACAAAAUGUGUCAUCACAUAUAUUGUUCCAAUAUUUAAUUUGUGAACUUGUAAAAAAAAAAACCUCGAGAAAAAGAAACAUUUUAAUUAACGGAUUUAUUAAAAAAUUUGUGGGUUCAGUUUUUUUGGGUCACCCUGUAUUAUUAUGUUUUAUGUUUGUUUAUGUAUUUUUUACAUACUGUCUUGUUUUCUGCACAUUUCAUCAGGUGAUGAAAACCAAACACUGUUAAUGUAAUGUAUGUCCAUCAGUCCAAACCUAUUUACUACACUAGAAAAUUCCAUACACAUGUUACAGAAUUAUAUUUUUAAAUUGAAAGAGAAGUCUAAAAGUGAAAUAUUGAAUUACCAUUGCUGGACCUAGUCUUUCUGGUAAAAGGUUUGCUCAUACUGAAGUAAAUGAUGCAUCUGUUGGGUUCUAUUACUAAGCCCUGAAUGAAUGCAGGUUUUAGUGAAUAUUCCCAGCCAAGUGUAUUACGGUAGUACUUUGUCACUGAUUUAUUAUUGGAAAAGUUACUUCGCUAGAACUCGUGCCAGCAAACUGUUGUCCUCCAUGACUCACUGAUUUGGUUUUGACAUGUUAGAGAAGCAUAAUUCCAUUAUCGGAACAAACCUAAAUUGCAAGAAGUCUAAUAACAGAAAAUCACACGCUAGAAAAACAAUUUUUUUCCUGAUUUUUUUUUUUUUUAGUUACAUGAAACUUCGAUUUAAGAACUUAGCUUAUUCCUAAACAACAUAUUUGCACAGUGAAGCACAUUCUCCAUUAGAAACAAUGGAUAAGAUUCCGGCCUCAACAAAAGUCCAUAUUUUAGUAAAAAUGUUGUACAAUUGGACCACAAUAUAAAGUGUAUACAAUACCAUUUAUCAAAGAAACAUAACAAAAGGGCGGUGGAUUAAAUUCUUAUUUAUGAACAAGACAAAAAACGACAACAGACUGCUGUGUGGUAUGCGCUGCUCUGCCAACACACACACACGCACACAGAAGUCCCUUUGGUGCCCUGACAAACGAUCAGAAAUCACACAAAUACUCAAUUUUAACAACCAUAUUGCAAAAAUAAUAAACAUUUUAAAAAGUGAAAUACACCCACAUUAACAUCGGCAAAAGAGGAGCUAACGCGAAAGGAGCAAACAGAGGUUGGAGAAGGGAGGGGCCUUGUGUGCUCUUGGAAGAGGCGCCGCUGAACAAGAGGUAGUCUUCUCCUUCUCCUGACAUGUUAGAGAAGCGUAAUUCCAUUAUGGCCACAAACUUAAAUUGCUAGGUUGACGUUAACAGCACAGCCAAAAUCUAAAUAACAGAAAACGACACGCUGGAAAAAAUAAUUUUUUUCUAGAUUUUUUGUUUUAUUACAUGAAACUUUGAUUUACCAACUUAGCCAGUUCCUAAACAACUUAUUUGCACAGUAAAGCACAUUUUCCAUUAGAAACAAUGUAAAUACGAAUGAGAUUCCGGCCUCAACAAAAGUCCAUAUUUUAGUAAAAAUGUUGUACACUUUGACCACAAUAUAAAGUGUAAACAAUACCGUUUAUCAAAGAAACAUAACAAGAAGGUGGUGGAUUAAAUUCCUCUUUAUGAACAGGACAAAAAACGACAACAGGUUGCUGUGCCCUCACAAACGAUCAGAAAUCACAAAAACCCUUACCUUUAACAACGUAAUUGCUACAAUUAUAAACAUUUCAAAAAGUGAAAUCCACCCACAUUAACAUCGGCUAAGGCGGAGCUAACGCGAAGAGGGGGAGAAGGGAGGGGCCAUGUGUGCUCUUGGAAGAGGUGCAGCUGUAAAUGAAGUCUGCUCUGGCAUCGUUUUCCAGAAAAGUCUGGUCUCGUCACAAUUAAAACCUGCUGUGGUCUGUUGUGUUUUUGGGACUCAUAUUAGAAAAAUUGACAAAACUUAGUGAAGCACUGAGCAGUGACUUAUAGUGUCAUGUGCGACACAAAAUUAAUGAACGAACCGUUCGUAAUUUCAUAAACUGUACAUCAGAUCAAUCAAAGUUUAUUUAUACAGCCCUUAAUCACAAGUGUCUCAAAGGGCUGCACAAGUCAGAGCGACAUGGACAAGUUCUUAAAUAGAGGGGUUCGUAAAUCGAGGUUCCAUUGUGCUUGUUGUCGGGUACCAGUUUUUUUCGGAAGUGAAUAGAAUUGAUUAACAUUGAGGAACAGGUGUGCUGGCAGGACAAGGAACAAAAAGUAAAGGUGCUGCAAAACCCAAAAGACAAAACAGGAAAUGCUCACAAAAAGGAGAACACACAGGAAAAAUAACACACAAAGUCCAAUGACACUUUCACUUGAAUGCAUGUCAUUGAUUUACUCAAAAUGUGCUAACAGUUUGGCCUAAAGUUCAUUCUGGGUGAAGUUCAGAGUGACAUUCCCAUUGACCGGACCACUGACCGAGUAGCAAACUGUGCCCCCUCUCCUACAUAUAUUCUCCAAAUAAAUUGUGUGACUAUUCUGCAUAUAUAUAUAUAUAUAUAUAUAUAUAUAUAAUUCAUGUGAUUAAUCACAUGUUAUUUUUGACAGCCCUACGUUGUACAGAUGCACAUUAUUUAUGUUAUUUUGCUUUGCAAACAUGUUUUUCUUUCUCGCCCUCUAAUGUAAAAGUUGCAAAUACUAGAUUGUAGUUAUGAAAUGAAGUGUCUGUCGUCGUUUGGCAUCCGUUUGCAUGGGGGGGGGGGGAGACGUGUAGCAACUGUUUUUAUGUCCACAUUACUUGCAGCUUGAGAGUCAAACUGUUUGUUUGCUACUACUUGAUGUUUAACCCCUGUUGAACGUGAAUUCAUGCGAAUUGUCUCACGUCGCACUUUGAGUGCUUGUUUCCAGAAAAUGACGCAAUGGGAGCCAAAGUCCCGUAUGAAGCUGAGGUCACUGGAGGCAACACUCUGAAAAAUAGACGGGCGAGACAAGAAAAUUUCUGUGGCUCUUUGUGCAUGUAAUAAAAAUAAAACCAAGUUUCCUCAGAAGUCGAAAAUUGGUCUUUUAAGAGGCCAAAUAUUUACAUUCAUAUGACCAAAAGACAGUACAACUAUAUACCUGCAGCAGUAAAAAAAAAAUGGGUAACACUUUAGUAUGGGGAACAUAUUCACCAAUAAUUAGUUGCUUAUUAACAUAUGGUUAGGGCUAGAAUUGGGGUUGGGGUUAAGGUUGGGGAAGACUCUUAGUUAAUGGCAUAUUAUAAUAAUGCCAUGCAGAAUAAGGCAUUAAUAAGUACUUAAUAAUGAGUAAUUAAGAGACAAUAUGUUACUAAUUUGCAUGUUAAUAAGCAACUAAUUAUGUGUUACUACACAGUGGGGCAAACAAGUAUUUAGUCAGCCACCGAUUGUGCAAGUUCUCCCACUUAAAAUGAUGACAGAGGUCUGUAAUUUUCAUCAUAGGUACACUUCAACUGUGAGAGACAGAAUGUGAAAAAAAAAUCCAGGAAUUUAUAUUGUAGGAAUUUUAAAGAAUUUAUUUGUAAAUUAUGGUGGAAAAUAAGUAUUUGGUCAACCAUUCAAAGCUCUCACUGAUGGAAGGAGGUUUUAAAUCAAAAUCUCACGAUACAUGGCCCCAUUUAUUCUUUCCUUAACACAGAUCAAUCGCCCUGUCCCCUUAGAAGAAAAACAGCCCCAAAGCAUGAUGUUUCCACCCCCAUGCUUCACAGUAGGUUUGGUGUUCUUGGGAUAGAACUCAGUAUUCUUCUUCCUCCAAACACGACGAGUUGGGAUUAUACCAAAAAGUUCUAUUUUGGUUUCAUCUGACCACAUGACAUUCUCCCAAUCAUCUGCUGUAUCAUCCAUGUAUCCAU
This is a messenger RNA of Nerophis ophidion (straightnose pipefish), 12211 nucleotides long. Its product is annotated as kinesin heavy chain-like. The record is from RefSeq and is a predicted model, not a curated record. Gene Ontology annotation, biological process: microtubule-based movement. Bases 352 to 3537 code for a protein of 1061 amino acids. Gene Ontology annotation, molecular function: microtubule motor activity; ATP binding; microtubule binding. The transcript has 29 exons. NCBI's taxonomy places the organism in Eukaryota, Metazoa, Chordata, Actinopteri, Syngnathiformes, Syngnathidae.